CAUUGGUGAUACUGGUAUUACUAGUAGUAUUGGUGAUACUGGUGAUGCUAGUGAUACUGGUGGUGCUAGUAAUACUGGUGAUGCUGGUGGUACUGGUAGUGCUGGUGAUACUGGUGAUGCUGGUGAUACUGGUGGCGCUAGUGAUACUGGUGAUGCUG
Messenger RNA from Racocetra persica, 158 nucleotides. NCBI's taxonomy places the organism in Eukaryota, Fungi, Glomeromycota, Glomeromycetes, Diversisporales, Gigasporaceae. The record is from the annotation of a GenBank genome assembly.